Messenger RNA from Schistosoma turkestanicum, 1720 nucleotides. The record is from the annotation of a GenBank genome assembly. Lineage: Eukaryota; Metazoa; Platyhelminthes; Trematoda; Strigeidida; Schistosomatidae.
CUUUGAUAACAUAUAUGGCGGGACUUUGGGCACGUGAGAAUGAACUCUGCUGAUGCGGUAAUUUGUGGUAGGAAUCAAAUCACAGCAUCUGUAAUAAAGAUGCUUAGAAAAGUUAAAAAUGUGAAUAUAAUUGGGUACUGGUGUGAAUCUACUGACAAUAAAAUUUAUGCAGAUGUCACUGGUAUACAAGUUAUUAACGGAACUUUUGAAGAUUUAAUAUCAAAUAAAGAUAUGCAGUUUUUAUUUCUUUGUGAUACACCUGUAAAUCAACUUAAUUUUGUCUCCAAAGUCUGUGGCCUGAACUCAAAACAGUCUUCUGUGAAUGCGAACACGCAAGGCAAACCUUUUUUGAUUAUUCUCCCUCCCGUGUCACCUAAUUAUGAUAUAGAAAUGUUGGAGAAAGCUAAAUACCGUGUUGGUUUUGCCAUGCCCUUCAGGUACCUGCCUGUAUCUUCCCUUUUGUGCACCCACCUUAAUUGCACUUAUUACCAACUAAAGUCACGCAAUAAUUACGAGUUUAGUCGACUCCCAGCACAUUGGCUGUUAGGAAAUAUAGAGAGCAUCCACAUAAAAUUGUCCACUAACAGUUUGGUUGACGGUAGUGAUUAUUCAUGGCUAUGUGAAUCGGAAGGUAUGGGUGGAGGGUUGCUGAAUAUGUUCUGCCCAGGUCUCAUUGACCUUGUUCACCUUCUUUCUGGUGGGCUUCAGAUAACAUCAGUCACUAGUAUCUGUCGAACAUUUGGUAGAGGAACAAAUGGUCUACGUCAUCCUACUCGUCAUAUUUCUGCGGAUGACUAUGUUACUAUAAUGGGUGAACUCGAUAUACCACCAAUGUCAGGAUUCAAUAAACCGGUAGUUGUCAUUAUCCUUUCAUCAGAUAUCCCUUUCACAAGAGAUGAAGUAUGCAAACCUUAUGAAGCUCAUUUUUGUGACAAUCAUUGUUUCAGACUUGGAAUAGAAGUUAGUGGUUCUAGUGGCAGCUUCAUGAUUGAUGAAAGUAAAAGACAAAUUUCAUGGACGCCACGAAAAUCCAUUUCAUCAAACCACAGAGAAUCUGAGAGCAGACUAGCUAAAUCAAACUAUGAAAGUAUUUUCACGAACAAACGACCUGGGAAUAUUGAAGAAUCUAAAUUUGAAGAAGAUCAUAAUGAGGAUGUGUUACUUAGUCCUAUCAGUAGUAUCGUGUCCCGAACUCAAGCUUCUACGAAGCUAAACAUUGAUCUCAAAGAUGAAAUGACAGAAAUAGCUAAUCUGUCAUUAAAUGAUUCAUCACAUGACUCAGAAUCAGCGAUGAAUGCUCAACAUUGUUGCCUAUCAGCAACUGGAGAAGCAUGGUCUAACUGGAUCAAUAGUUUGACAAAAAACUUUUCAGACAGGGAAUCAUUCGAAUCUCUAUUGGCAAGCCCCAACCAUUGGGGUUAUAUUCAGUCGGUUAUGCAUGCUAUAAUUAAGUCUUCACAACUGAGAUGUUGGAUCGACGUACAAACUGGUAAACGCAUGUAAUAGCUUUCUUGAAGUUAUUGCAGCAAACAUUGGGCAAAAAUAUUAAGUCUAACGGCUUAAUUGCGGAAAAUUCAAGACCACUUUACAUCAGAUGGACAAGGAUUGGUCUACGAAUUCGAAAAAUUAGAACGAGAUUUACUCAGGUGCCAACUUACUACAAACAACAGUCAUUUUUAUGAUUACCAAAUAAAUCAUUGAAUUCAAGUAUUUCACUUUU